Messenger RNA from Arxiozyma heterogenica, 1188 nucleotides. It is a transcript of the gene BCD1, whose product is annotated as Bcd1p. Gene Ontology annotation, biological process: box C/D snoRNP assembly; maturation of LSU-rRNA from tricistronic rRNA transcript (SSU-rRNA, 5.8S rRNA, LSU-rRNA); snoRNA localization. The record is from RefSeq and is a predicted model, not a curated record. The transcript has a single exon. Bases 1 to 1188 code for a protein of 395 amino acids. Lineage: Eukaryota; Fungi; Ascomycota; Saccharomycetes; Saccharomycetales; Saccharomycetaceae. Gene Ontology annotation, cellular component: pre-snoRNP complex; nucleus.
AUGCCUAAAGAUUUAUGUGAAAUAUGUGGUAUAAAUGAAUUUAAAUAUAAAUGCCCUGGCUGUCUGAAGAAGACCUGUUCACUGGAAUGUUCUAAAUCGCAUAAAAAAUUGGAUUCAUGUACUGGGCAGUCUUAUGAUCCAGUGAAAUAUGUGUCUAGUGAAACGUUGAAAAAUGCAGACGAUGAAAAACAUGAGAACAACUAUUUAGUUCAGAGGGAUUUCAACUUUUUAACUAAUCUUAAAAGGCAGUUGGAAGUUCAAAAAUUAGAUGGGAUGAAACGGAAUAAGAGAACUUUACAAAGUUUCAGAAACAAUGGCAAUAACAAUCAAAGUUCUUUUAAAAGAGCCAAAUAUGAAGAGGAAUGUUCACGAGUAAUCAGAAGAGGGGUUAAUUGUCUUUUAUUGCCAAGGGGAAUGUAUAGAUCUACUUUGAAUAAAAGUAGAUGGGAUAAGAAUUCAGACUUAUUUGUUUGGUCUAUAGAAUGGAUUGUAUGUCCAAGUAAUGAGCUUUCAUCCGAAACAGACUCUAAUCAAGUACCAUUUAUUCACGUGAGUCACAAGGUUAAGGAGACAGCCAGUUUGAUAGAGGGUAUGAGUAAUGUAGUUUAUGAGAGAUGUUGUCUAAUAUACGAUAUUUCUAAAGAUGUGCAAACUAUGUCUAUUGAUGAUAAUGUUAAGGGGUGUAGAGAUAACAAGGUGAGAUCAGACAUUUUGUUGAAGGCAGGAUUAAAGUUUUAUACCAAGCAAUUUCCUUAUAACACAACAAAAAUGCAAGAUUCAAAAGAGCUUGUUGAAUUGGAUGCUAUUGAUAAAUGCAUUGGUGAGCUCUUUAGGAACAGGACUGUUAUUGAAUUUCCAACUAUUUACAUAGCAAAGGCUCCAGAAUAUUUACCGAAGGGAUUUAAGAUUGUUGAGGACAAUAUUGAUUUGGUUCCAAAGAAGAAGAGCAGUGAUACAAAUAUAGCUGUUGUCGCUAACAAUGAUUUAAAUAAUGUAGCAAUUGUGACUAAUAAUAUAUUGGAAGAUGAUGAUGAUGAUAACAAUGAAGCUCCUGAAGAGACAUCUUUUAGGAAGCACAAGUCUGAUAUUUCGGAGAAAAAUGAUGAGAAGGGGUCAGCAGAUAGUGGAAUUUCACAUAUUAAUAAAGAUGAUGAAAAUGAGGAUGAUUAUGACCCAACAGCGCUGUAA